AUGACUACGCCCUCGCCAUCCGAUCCAGGUGGCGGAGUUGCCACAUCUCUCUUGGAACAGUUCUUAUCGCUGCUGGGCUCGGCUGCCUCAUACAUGCGACUACCGGCUAUUGCGUCGACGGGCGCAGCCGCUGUCCUGACCUCCUUGCUGUACUUUAAGCAGAAAGCUCUGAUAUACCCAUCACACGUCCCCGGAAAUGCCCGCACCGACAUCCCACGGCCGGACCAGUUUGGCCUCACCGACUUUGAGGAGCUGGUCAUCCCGACAGACGACGGCGAGAAGCUCGCGGCCUUUUACAUUCGUGGCCCGCGCGGUGGGAAACACACCAAGGUGACGGUGAUCAUGUUCCACGGCAACGCUGGCAACAUUGGCCACCGCCUGCCCAUCGCCCGCAUGCUCCGCCACAUGGUCGGCUGCAACAUCCUUAUGAUCGAGUAUCGCGGCUAUGGCAGCUCCACGGGCGAGCCUGGCGAGUCGGGCUUGAUGCUCGACGCCCAGACCGCCAUCGACUACCUCCGUGACCGCGCCGAGACUUGCGCCCAUCGCUACAUCGUCUACGGCCAGAGCCUUGGUGGUGCCGUGGCCGUCCGCUUGGUCGCCAACAACCAACAGCGCGGCGACAUCGCCGGCCUCGUGCUCGAAAACACCUUUCUCAGCAUGCGCAAGCUCAUCCCCCAGAUCCUGCCGCCCGCUCGCUUUCUCACCCUGCUCUGCCACCAGGUGUGGCCCAGCGAUGCUGUCAUACCUACCAUCACAAAGGUCCCCAUCCUCUUCCUCAGCGGUCAGAAGGACGAGAUCGUGCCGCCCGCCCACAUGCGCCAGCUCUACGACCUCUCCGCCGCUCCCAACAAGAUCUGGAAGCCCCUGCCACUCGGCGACCACAAUGCGAGCGUGCUCGAGGAGGGCUACUUCGAGGCUAUUGCCGACUUCAUCGCGUCCGCCACCGACGAGGGCCCGCCGGAGAAGCCUCUUUUAUGA
This is a messenger RNA of Grosmannia clavigera kw1407, 978 nucleotides long. Its product is annotated as bem46 family protein. The record is from RefSeq and is a predicted model, not a curated record. Gene Ontology annotation, cellular component: membrane. Lineage: Eukaryota; Fungi; Ascomycota; Sordariomycetes; Ophiostomatales; Ophiostomataceae. The transcript has 3 exons. Gene Ontology annotation, molecular function: palmitoyl-(protein) hydrolase activity. The coding region runs from base 1 to 978 and encodes 325 amino acids.